AUUACAAAAAAGCAUGGCGCAUUGCGUGAGACGCUUUGUGCACGUGCGGAUAUUCAACCGGCAUUUUUUUCCAGCUGGCCUUGUUGAUUUUAGUUUCGGUGUGAAUUAACCGAAAUUAAUUUUUAUAUUUUUGGUGCGUACAGAAUACUACUACAGAUACAGCUGCGAUUAAUCAUGGAUUUUAUAAGAAAAAUGUUUGUGCUGUGUUUAAUCGUCAAUUAUUCCCGCGUUGCCUCCGCUGGGCGGGAGCCGAUUCGUUGUCAGACGGUGAUCAUCGGGACGGGCAUCGCCGGCGCCUACGCCGCGUAUAAACUCGCCCCGACCUUAAAAUCGGACCUGUGCGUCAUCGAACGCCACGCCUACGACGGCGGCCGCAUCAUCGACGUCAGCGAGGCCCCCGGCGGUCCGCGCUGGGGCAUCGGCGCCAUCCGCGUGAUGGCCGAGCACGUCAACAUGCGCUACUUAGCCGGCCUCUUCAACAUCACCCUCCAACCGGGCAUGGGCACCGAGUACGUGCACACCGCCGGCCGCGACUACUUCCGCAGCGUCGACGGCAGCACCCGCGGGCGGGCGGCCGGCUGCAUGACCACCCGACUCUCCAACGCCUGCUGGACCGACGCCCAGAUCGUCCAGGCCAUCGUGCGGCACACCCGCGCCCACCCGGAGGAGGUCGACCGCUUCCCGGACUUCCGGGACCUCGUGCGGGCGCUGGUGGGGACCGAGGGCCUGGCGUUCCUCCAGGGCUUCACGCGUUUCAACACCUUCUUCGCGCAAUCCCACUCCCCGGCGUCCAUGCUGGACUUCCUGGAGUGGGAGUACGGGUGGAAAGACCAGCGCAUCUUCUACACGGUCGGCGGGAUGGCGACCUUCGUCCAGCGGCUGAUGGACGCCGUCAGGAGCACCUCCGCCCGGGUGUUCCACAACCAGACCAUCGUCCAGAUGGACGCUGACGUCUCCUUCACCCUCCGGAGCCCCACCCACACCUUCCUCGCCGACGAGGUCAUCGCCAGCAUCGACCCGUUCAAUUUGAAGCAGGUGCGGGGCAACGUCGCGGCGGCCCUGGUCCGGAGCCGGGAGUUCCAGUCCCUCCUGCCGCACGUCGUCAGCACCGUGACGGCGUGGUGGCCGGCACGCUGGUGGGAGCGGGUCCCGAUCAACGGCACCGCCGGGCGGUUGACGCGGUACAUCAACCACGAGUUGUGUUUAAACUCCAUGGACAUUCCGGUGUUCCCGUACGGGAUCGCGCAGAACGUGUCGCGGGUGGUAUAUGACGACGGGCAGUGUCUGCCGUUGUGGCGGAAGCUGAUCACCAACAGGACGACGCCGGACGCGCAGGAUAUCCAUCUGCAUGAGACGCGGAAUAUGUCGGAUCCGCUGGUCACCGCCGUGAUGAAGUAUCUGCGCGCGGCGUUCCCGGGCGUCAAGAUCCCGCUGCCCAGGAAGAUGCUAGGUAUGCUGCGGGAGAACGCGUGGCACUACCAGCGCGCCGGCUCGCCCUUCAACGAUCUGGACAUCCGGCGGUGGUCGCGGGCGCCGCUGCCCGGUAGGAAGCUGGCGUUGGUGGGCGAGGCCUACAACAGCCGGCACGCCAUGUGGAGCGAGGGCGCGCUCAAGACGGUCAUGGCCGUGCUAGCCUUCCAAUACGGCAUGUCGUACCCCUGCGUCGACGCCGCCGGCCAGCCCGAAUACAAAACCGAUUUCGCCAAGUGCACGCCGGCCACGGCGCGCAACCGGACGUAAAUUUGUUAGAUAAAUUGUUGCCGAAACUUUGUUAUUUAUUUAUGGAAGCAUAUUACAUGCUUUCGCUGCAGUGUAUAUAUAUGAUUUUGUAUAAGAAACACGCAGUCGUAUAAUCAGCCGCACCGGCGCGCGGCUACGUGAACAACGGUCGCGUUAAAACAUUUUUUAUUCGAACAUCACUGUGCCGAUUUUUUGUGUGUAUUUUAUUUGAAAAUAAAGGGGAAAAGCAUCGAAGCGUGUAACAAAAAUAAAAAUUCACCCAGAAAACGA
Molecule: messenger RNA, 2010 nt
Organism: Paramacrobiotus metropolitanus
Lineage: Eukaryota; Metazoa; Tardigrada; Eutardigrada; Parachela; Macrobiotidae
Exons: 2
Coding region: 175-1740 (521 amino acids)
Source: RefSeq, a predicted model, not a curated record